This is a messenger RNA of Python bivittatus (Burmese python), 2913 nucleotides long. RefSeq names its product rhomboid 5 homolog 2 (gene RHBDF2). Lineage: Eukaryota; Metazoa; Chordata; Lepidosauria; Squamata; Pythonidae. Gene Ontology annotation, cellular component: endoplasmic reticulum membrane. The record is from RefSeq and is a predicted model, not a curated record. Gene Ontology annotation, biological process: regulation of protein secretion; regulation of epidermal growth factor receptor signaling pathway. Gene Ontology annotation, molecular function: serine-type endopeptidase activity.
CUCGUGCGUAGGUCUUCGUGACUCCUUCUUCUCUCGCUCGGUUGCUUCCUUAUUUGACAGUUAAUCGCUGCCGGGUUGGCUUCGUCCGAUCCUGCUUCUGGGUCCUUCGCCAGCACGUUCACGCCCUCUUCUACCGGCGACACGCUGGUGCCAGGGCUGCUGCGAGCUGAGGAUCUGGAGCGGGCAAGCCAGGGGUGGAUCGAAGACCGCGAGCGAGGACAACUUUGCCCUGCGCCACCGUCCCGGCGUAACGUUCGCCGCCAGAAGGGAAAUUCACUUCUCCCGGGCGUCGGAAAGUGUCCGUAAGUGCGGGAACUCUCUGCUCUGUAGGCUAAUACUAAUAAUCCAAGAUGGCAGACAGCAACAAGAAUGGAAGCAGCCGUUCUAGCACCAGCGGUAGUCGACUUCAGAGCAAGAAGCCCCCCAACCUUUCUAUCACAAUCCCACCAGUGAAGACAGAAGAGGAAAGUAGCCAAAAGCUUCUGAAAAAAAACCCAGCUCUUCAAAAGAGUGUGAGCCUCCAAGAGUCGAGACUGAAGAGGCAGGACAGCAGCUCUGACAGACCCCCUGCCUUGCAUAGGCAAACCUCAUUGUCCCAGAGUAUUCGCAAAGGGACUGCUCAGUGGUUUGGCAUCAGCAAUGACUGGGACGGAAAGCAGCAGAACUGGCAGCGCAAGAGCCUUCAGCACUGCAGCCUGCGGUAUGGAAAACUCAAACCUGCCUACCGGGAAGUAGAAUUAACCAGCCAGGAGGUGCCUUCUUUCCAAGGUACAGAAUCUCCAAAGCCAACAAAAAUGCCCAAGAUUGUAGAUCCUUUGGCCCGAGGCCGUCCCUUCAGGCACCCAGAUGAACUGGAUCGUCCACGCACCCCACAUCCUGUCCUUCCCCCUCUGACUCCUGGCGUUGUGUCCUUGGCAUCAUUAGGUAGUGUACGGUCUGGCUACACCCGCCUGCCCCGCAGGAAGAGGGAAUCCGUGGCCCACAUGAGCUUUAAGGCAGCUGCAGCAAUUAUCAGAGGACGUUCAGUUCUGGAUCCUUCAGUGCCAAAGCGCAGGGGCAACAAACGGAGUUUUAUCUAUCCUAGCUUCAUGGACGAUGACGUGGUGGAUGGCAUGGAUACAUUUGACUCUUCCUUCUUCAGUAAGGUUGACGCACAUGAGGAGAUGUGCUCCAUGCCAGAUGAUGUAUUUGAAUCCCCACCCCUCUCUGCCACUUACUACCGUGGACUUCCUCAGCAAGGAGACAGCAAGUCACCUGAAGCUGACCAGCCUUUCCAGCGUGUAGGACCUGUUGCCUUCAGAAGCCUCCAACAAACAGCUUCCGCUCCUAAGAGGGGCACUCGGAUUGCUUCCAGGGUGAAGCACUUUGCCUUUGACCGCAAGAAGCGCUACUAUGGGUUGGGAGUGGUGGGCAACUGGCUGAAUAGAACAUAUCGUCGGAGCAUCAGCAGUGUGGUACGGUCACAGCUGGAGAUCACAGACAGCCACAGGCCUUACUUUACUUACUGGAUCACAUUUGUCCACAUCAUCGUCACUCUACUUAUCAUUUGCACUUACGGAUUUGCUCCAAUUGGCUUUGCUCAGCAUGUGAAGACAGAAUUAAUACUACGAAACAAAGGCGUGUAUGAGAGUGUGAAGUAUAUCCAGCAGGAGAACUUCUGGAUUGGCCCAAGUUCGAUUGACUUGAUCCAUCUGGGAGCCAAGUUCUCCCCCUGUAUCCGGCAGGACCAACAGAUUGAGAAGCUGAUCCAGAAAGAAAGGGAACAAGAGCGCCAUUCUGGCUGCUGUGUCCAGAAUGAUAACUCUGGUUGUGUUCAGACUCUGCGUGCAGAUUGCUCAGAAACAUUGGCCACAUUUGUAAAGUGGCCAGAUUGUAAUCCUCCAGCUGUUGACCCCAGCAGUUCAAGUCUGAGAAGGAUAUCAGGAGCAGUGUGUUCUCAGGACCCCAGGACCUGUGAGGAACCAGCUUCAAAUCCACCUCACAUCUGGCCAGAUGACAUCACCAAGUGGCCAAUAUGUACUUAUCAGCCCAAAAAUAAUCGCACUGGUCUCCCCCAUAUGGACUGUGACAUUAAAGGAAGGCCAUGCUGUAUUGGAACCAAAGGCAGCUGUGAGAUCACAACUCGGGAGUACUGUGAAUUCAUGCAUGGCUACUUCCAUGAAGAAGCAACUCUUUGUUCACAGGUUCAUUGCAUGGGGGAGGUGUGUGGCCUUUUACCAUUUCUCAACCCAGAGAUUCCAGAUCAGUUCUACAGGCUCUGGUUGUCCUUAUUCCUUCAUGCAGGGAUUAUCCACUGUAUGGUGUCUGUGAUCUUCCAGAUGACAGUGCUCAGAGAUUUGGAAAAGCUGGCAGGCUGGCUUCGUAUCACUAUCAUUUUCAUCCUCAGUGGCAUCACAGGCAAUCUGGCUAGUGCCAUCUUCCUACCUUACAGGGCAGAGGUGGGCCCAGCAGGAUCCCAGUUCGGCUUGUUAGCCUGCCUUUUUGUGGAGCUCUUCCAGAGCUGGCAGGUCCUAGAGAAUCCCUGGAAGGCUUUUUUUAAUCUUUCUGGAAUUGUCCUUUUUCUCUUUGCCUGUGGCCUCCUGCCAUGGAUCGACAAUAUUGCACACAUAUUUGGUUUCCUCAGUGGUCUAUUACUUUCUUUUGCCUUCCUGCCCUAUAUCACUUUUGGUACCGCAGACAAAUAUCGCAAGCGGGUGAUGAUCAUUGUCUCACUACUGAUCUUCGUUGGUUUGUUUGCAUCUCUUGUGAUCUGGCUGUACGUGUAUCCCAUUAAUUGGCACUGGACUGAGUAUUUAACCUGCUUGCCUUUCACGACCAAGUUUUGUGAGAAGUAUGAUUUGGACCAGACCUUGCAUUGAUGAAGCAUUUAAGUGGGUUUAGUAGAAAGGAUUUUGAGGAACAAGGGAAGGACAC